This is a messenger RNA of Amphiprion ocellaris (clown anemonefish), 1164 nucleotides long. RefSeq names its product P2Y purinoceptor 3-like. The record is from RefSeq and is a predicted model, not a curated record. NCBI's taxonomy places the organism in Eukaryota, Metazoa, Chordata, Actinopteri, Pomacentridae. Gene Ontology annotation, molecular function: G protein-coupled receptor activity. Gene Ontology annotation, biological process: G protein-coupled receptor signaling pathway. Bases 72 to 1055 code for a protein of 327 amino acids. Gene Ontology annotation, cellular component: plasma membrane. The transcript has a single exon.
AUUGCUUUUUACAAAGGUUGGACUUGUACGCACUGGCUUUUCUGUCAACCUAUUCGAGUUGACCCCUUUGAAUGGAGGAACCCAAAAUCUGUCCUGUGAACAGCUUCUACCAAAGAAUCCUUCUGCCAGCCUCCUACAGCCUCGUGUUUCUGCUGGGUCUGGCGUUAAACGGCGCCCUGCUGUGGUGCCUGCGUUUCCGGGCGCGCCGCGCUUGCAGCACGGUGAUCUACAUGAGCAACCUCGCCGUGGCUGAUCUGUUCUACGUCCUGGCCCUGCCUCCGCUCAUCAUCAGCAACGCAAUGGGAGACAUGUGGCCGUUCGGCAACAUCAUCUGCAAAACCGUCAGAUUCUUCUUCCUGGGCAACCUCCACUGUAGCGUGAUGUUUCUCACCUGCGUCAGCGUUCACCGGUUCCUUGGAGUGUGCCACCCCAUCGUCUCCGUGCGUCUCAGGACCAAAAAACUCGCCCUCUAUACGUCAGGGUCCGUUUGGAUACUGGCCAAUGCAGAGGUUAUACCCACACUUGUGUUUACGCACACGGGUGUGAUCAAUAACAUGACUGUGUGCUUUGAAAUGACAAAUCCGGGGGGGUUUAAGGCGUAUUUUCCAUAUGGGCUGUUUUUAUCACUAGCGUUUCUGAUCCAAUUCUUAGUCACCGUCACCUGUUACUGCGCCAUGAUCAGGACGCUCGGGGUCGCGAACUGCAUCGCCAAUGUCAGGGCGGCGCGUAUGCGUAAAAGGUCUCUCCACACUCUCUUAGUCGUGUCUUUGGUGUUUGUAGUGUGUUUUGUGCCUUAUCACAUUGCGCGCACUGUCUACUUGUUUGUGAGAGUUUACAGGCCACUAAACUGUUCUCUGCUGAACGUUGCCAUGAUCUGCUACAAAGUCUGGAAACCGGUAGUCAGUUUCAACUGCUGCGCAAAUCCCCUCCUCUACUUUUGCGGCUCUGGUCGGCACCGUCAGAGGCUCCGGGCCUGGCUGUGGAGGAGAAAGAGGAGAGUACAUCCCAGCGUGUGUCCGGUGGAUAUAGACAGCACAAAGAGGUCCGCAGACUAGAGAACAUCCAGCAGAGGAUUCGCUUGUCUGCAGGCUACGGUGACUUUUAUCACGGAUCAGUGGGCCACAAUGAUACGGAUUCCACUGACAAUGUCUAUAAGCUGUGUUU